Messenger RNA from Sclerotinia sclerotiorum 1980 UF-70, 129 nucleotides. RefSeq lists its product with no specific name. The transcript has 3 exons. Bases 1 to 129 code for a protein of 42 amino acids. NCBI's taxonomy places the organism in Eukaryota, Fungi, Ascomycota, Leotiomycetes, Helotiales, Sclerotiniaceae. The record is from RefSeq and is a predicted model, not a curated record.
AUGUGCAAUAGCGACCAGACCGAGGCCAUGGAAAAGAAGCCACAAUGUGCUGUGCUGUUUUUGAUUUUGGGAAAGGCUUUGAGUCGACUGGGUAGGUCGGUAGUAGGUACAGACAGCUACUUUGCGUAG